Meyerozyma guilliermondii ATCC 6260 is the source of this 1761-nucleotide messenger RNA. Its product is annotated as transcription factor TFIIIB subunit. Gene Ontology annotation, biological process: transcription by RNA polymerase III; RNA polymerase III preinitiation complex assembly. Gene Ontology annotation, molecular function: TFIIIC-class transcription factor complex binding; RNA polymerase III general transcription initiation factor activity. Gene Ontology annotation, cellular component: transcription factor TFIIIB complex. The transcript has a single exon. The record is from RefSeq and is a predicted model, not a curated record. NCBI's taxonomy places the organism in Eukaryota, Fungi, Ascomycota, Pichiomycetes, Serinales, Debaryomycetaceae. Bases 1 to 1761 code for a protein of 586 amino acids.
AUGAGUAGUGUUGUAAAGAAGUCACUUUUCGCUCCGAAAAUCAAAAAAAAUGCUUUGCGGCGUAAAUCGGUCACGCUGACUACCCCGUUAACUCCUCCAGCAACACAGGCAAAACCUGCUAGUGAAGAUACUGUCAAAUUUCGCAUCGGUCAAUUAUCUGAAAGUGCCGUGGUUGCGGAAGAAGAGGCGCUAGACCCUCAGGAUUCGUCUAAAGGUGUAGUAUCCGAGCCCACAAAAGCUACUGGGGAAGGCGAAAGCGAUAUAGAGGAAGACUAUGGCGAAAACGAUAUAUUUAACGAACCUACAAUCACAAGAAGACAAUCACUGGUUGCUUCCCAAAGACGUCUAUCGGGUAUUACGCCUCCAGUGGUCCGGCAGAGGCUAGGGUCGAUCUCAGCGGGUCCAACCGCCUCAAAUGUAACUGAAGAAAAUGCUCCUCCGAUGCGAAUUUCUAUCCCGGUAGCCAAGCCUACCAAGAGAAGAAGGUCUCUGGUGGCUCAGCGGCCUACCGUUUUGAAGACACCGAUGUUGCGGAGUGGUGGUGCUACAGUGGUGGCUGAACCUGGUCCAAAUGUCGAGAAAGUGGCAGAAAUUGCUCUCGAAACUGGUAAGAAAUAUGUGAUGGGAAUUGAUCCGAAAACCAACAAACUACGCAAAUUCAGAGUAAAUGGUAAUGCUUCGGAGGCCGAGUUCACAGAGUCUGUUUCAGAAGGCGUGCCGGAAGAUGAAGAAGAUGGCGAGUACGAUGGUCCAGAGAAGAUACCUGUAGCUCCCAAGAACCUUGAGACAAGAAUAACCAGCAUCAAACAACUUCCUCGUAUGAUUCGCGAGGAGGACAUUCCUCUUUUGGAGCGAGUUCAGUUGGACGUGAGUGAUAUAACGAUGGCUGAUUUGUGUAAGCCAACAUUGGAGAUUGGUCAAAUAAGUGAAAACUUUAAUUUGGUAAAAGCGGCUCAGAAGCGGAUUCGUAAUGAGCGGAAACAAAGGAGGCUGGAAAGGCUUCAGGCACGGUUGGAGCGUCGGGCAUUGAAUGAUGCGGACACCGUGAAGCUCAAGACCGAAGAAUCACAGAGGAAAAAGGCCCAAAAUGAGCUUCUCAACCACGACGAACCAGCAUCACAAUCUUCAGGUUUACGACUCAAACUUGACAAAUCUGGUAAAUUGGGCGUGGACGAAGACUCCACCAUAGUCAACAGACAUCGUAAUACAACCAACCUGACUAUGUCAAGAGAAGAGUCCAAUCCAUUUGAGAACCCUGUGACAUCUUCUACAUAUUCCAGACGAAAACACACCGACCGAUGGACACCGGACGAGGCAAUUCAGUUUUAUAAUGCGCUCAGCACCUGGGGUACUGACUUUACUUUCAUUGCACAGCUCUUCCCGUAUAGAACAAGGAAGCAGAUCAAACUGAAGUUUAACUUGGAGGAGAAGAAGUAUCCCGAGAUUGUCGAAUUGGCACUCAAAAGGAAACUUCCUGUGGAUUUCGAAAAGUACUGCUUGCAGUCAAAUAACAAGAUAGAAUCGUUGGAAUACUACAAUGAACAACUCCGCCAGGUGCGGGUGACUCAUGAGGAGCAUAUGGCAUUGAUCAAGCUGGAAAGAGAAAGGGCACUCAAGGAGGAUGCCGAGGCGAAUCGUCGCCGAGAAAUAGAGAUAAGAACUGGAUCCAAGCCAAUGACAAGAGCAGAAAAGUUGAAGGAACUUCGAAAGAAUGAGAUGGUGGUGGGUCUGAUAGACGAUAAGAAGCGCGAGGAGGAAUAG